Molecule: messenger RNA, 861 nt
Organism: Candidula unifasciata
Lineage: Eukaryota; Metazoa; Mollusca; Gastropoda; Stylommatophora; Geomitridae
Source: the annotation of a GenBank genome assembly
AUGGAAGGAGAUCUUCUCGGUCUUGGUUUUGAGCAGUCAAAUGUAUCAAACACCUCACCACAAGAAGUUCAACAAUUCGAGUCUACGUUUCUGCAGCUGCAUCAUCUUUCAGGACACGUAGCUCCUCCAUCACAAUUUCAAACAUCUUCUGUGCAACAGUUACCAUUUGUGAAUGUGCACCAACCACCAGCACAAUUUCAAAACGUUGCGGUACAACAACAAGAAUCUUCGGUGCUGCAACAGUCCCUACAAGAAACGAAACCAGAUGAAACGACUGUUGUCUCAAAGAAAAGUGUAGAAGAUACCCAAAACCUGGCUAUUACAGAGCAGAAAACCGCAAACAUUUCUCCCACAACAAACGAAGUUUGGAAACCAUCACCACUGCAAGAUGGGCCAAGCGAUCCCAUAUUACGUGAAAUUAAAGAGAAGUUCAGUGGACGUUGGAAGCUGAUUCGCUCUGAUCCGUAUGAUGAGUAUCUGAAAGCUGCAGGUGUUGGAUUCUUUGCUAGAAAACUAGCAAUUUCAAGAGCUCCAGAACAAGAGAUAUCUAUCAAAGGAAAUAAAAUCCACAUUGAUUUUCGUUCGACCUUCCACAAUCAGAUUCAAGUGUUCGUUUUGGAAGAGUCAGUAGAAAAUGUAGUGGAAACAACCAGGCAGAGUAUAUUCUGCAGUUACAAGGAUGGUCAGCUGACUCUGCUGAUGACUCCUCUAGAGCCGGGACUCAAUAGAACACAGGAAGUUCAAAGAUAUAUCAGUGAACACGGAGAGCUUGUUGUGAUGUAUACCUGUGGGACUUCAACCUGUCGUCGCUACUUCGCCAGAAUUGCAGACACAGUUGCGCCUCUAAACAUCGUUGGCUGA